CAGCGGGAAUAACGUACUGGAGUUUUUGUUCCAAAGUAUGGUAUGCCUAAGUAGUUUGAUAAUAAUCUAAGUUGUCAAAGAAAGAACACUGGACAGGCCUAAAUUGAAUCUAUUUGGCAGUGAAGUUCAGUAUUCCGUGCAUCGAGGAGUACUUUAGCAUUAGCGCGCUUAACUUGACAGAUCACAGGGUACUUUCCAGCCCAAACAUUGAAGGUCUAUUUUUCAAAAAGGCUAAAAGGUCACCACCACAAAAUAUUAAUCACGUUAUUAGCCUGCAUACCACCACGUAUCAGUUAUGAAGUAGUUUUGUACACUAUAAACAUGUUACGUGAAAAGUCACACAGUAUCCCUCUAUACUGAAGGACGGAUUGUUGCAUUUCGUCGAGAUUCAUUAUCAAAGGAUCCCUAGGACUGAACCGCAGCAGAGGUGAAAAAGUGUGUCAUGUGAAGACACGAAUAAAUUUUAACACAUUAGGAUUUGCAUGAGUUGACCUGCAUAAUAGACUCUGGCUAACAGGAUUGAAUUACCUACAUCAUAAUACUAAGGUCGAAGACAGAGGCUACGACAAAAGGCAAAGGAAUUUAAAAGACAAGGGAGCGGAACUGUCGGAGUUAGUUUACCUAUCACAAUGGAAAUUAAUUUUGGUGUGCGUCUCAUAGUGUUUUGAUAGCCGCGGCUUUUGUAACUAAUAGUUUGGUUUCGAGUGAAUCACAUAGAAAGCCCUGUUUCAGUUUGGUCAUCACGGAGCGCAUUUCACCACUCAGGCAAACGGCGGACAGUGUGUCACCAAUUCCAAAUUUUCAUUGAAGAGGAAAGUUUAUAGACCGUAAGGAGUGCGGUGUUUAAAUCCACUUAGCAGCUACUUGUUAAACGAGUUCAAAAAGGUACAUUUCCUUCUCAUCACAAAUUAGGACGAGCUGAAGUUGGAGCGUGGCACGUGUUUCACCCACAAAUGAUGGCCACAGCUGACCCAAACAUAACAAAUUUUACCGAAAGAGAUCCAUGUCCUUUUGAGCCUUAUACGUCAACAGAGAAGGUUUUUCAGUGUAUUGUGUACUUCAUCAUCAUGUUCGGCUCCUUCGUCGGUAACGUGCUGGUCAUAUGCGUCGUCAUUCUGAACAGACAAAUGCGAACUGUCACAAAUUAUUUGAUAGUAAAUAUGGCGGUGGCAGAUCUCUUGAUUACAAUAGUCAGUAUGCCGGUCACUGCAAAAGUUCUCGUGACAGGACGCAGCAUCAAUUGGUCAAAUGGUGUUUUGUAUGAUAUUUUGUGCAAGAUAAUCCCAUUCAGCCAAACUUUGUCGAUCGCAAGCUCUGUUUUGAGUUUGACAGUUAUCGCUGUUGACCGUUUCCUAGCAGUGAUGUACCCUUUGAAGAGAUGCAUGACUUUUCAGAAAACGUACGUUGCAAUGGCACUGGUCUGGCUUGUGGGUAUUGCUGUUAAUUCACCGACUCUUUACGCCCAAAAAAUUGUGUUUCUCGAAUACAGUCAGAGAUGGACCUGCACGGAGAUGUGGGAACCGGCAUUCACUGAAGGGGCAUACAAAGGCUUUACAAUAGUUCUUUUUGUGAUUUUUUACGUGGUUCCUCUACUGACCAUGUCAAUUCUAUAUAGCUUCGUCAUUUACAAACUCUGGGUGAGAAAAGUUCCAGGAAAUCAAACUGCCGAAAACCAGCAGCGAUCCAACAAAUCCAGAAAGAAAGUUUUAAAAAUGCUUCUUGCCGUAGUGAUUCUUUUUGCACUGUGUUGGCUCCCGGUGUACAUCACCCAAUUUAUUAGGUUCUACGGUGAGGAGGAUUUUCCUUGCGGUCCACCAAGUACUUUGGCAUUCAUCGGCUACUUUUUGGGACAUGCUAACAGCGCUAUCAAUCCUGCUAUUUAUGUGAUAUUUAACUCUGACUUUCGUAAAGGAUUUCGAGAUGUUUUGCUGUGUCGUUAUUCCCGCAGGAACAGAGUUGCUCCGCAAGUCAAUUUGGGAACCGCGACUGGAGGGGAAAAUAGUUACAUCGAUGGUGCGACUGUUUUAGCGCGUAUCCGUACGCGCGGAGGAUCAAAAGUAUCAACUUGAUAGUUGAUAUCGUCAAAGUUGAUAUAGAUAAUGAAAACUGUAAGCCGUGUUACUACAUUGCUGAGAUGAAAAAAAAAACCAUUACCUGUCGUUUAUUCGUCCUCGCAUAUUGUACGCAUC
Pocillopora verrucosa is the source of this 2189-nucleotide messenger RNA. RefSeq names its product QRFP-like peptide receptor. Gene Ontology annotation, cellular component: plasma membrane. Gene Ontology annotation, biological process: neuropeptide signaling pathway. The record is from RefSeq and is a predicted model, not a curated record. Gene Ontology annotation, molecular function: neuropeptide receptor activity. Lineage: Eukaryota; Metazoa; Cnidaria; Anthozoa; Scleractinia; Pocilloporidae.